This is a messenger RNA of Oncorhynchus tshawytscha (Chinook salmon), 3282 nucleotides long. RefSeq names its product interferon-induced GTP-binding protein Mx2-like. Gene Ontology annotation, biological process: defense response to virus. Gene Ontology annotation, cellular component: cytoplasm; microtubule; membrane. Gene Ontology annotation, molecular function: GTP binding; microtubule binding; GTPase activity. Lineage: Eukaryota; Metazoa; Chordata; Actinopteri; Salmoniformes; Salmonidae. Bases 315 to 2162 code for a protein of 615 amino acids. The transcript is spliced from 13 exons. The record is from RefSeq and is a predicted model, not a curated record.
ACUUCUAAAUAUUUACCUGACACCCAAACUACUUCAAUUUGCAAGUUUGACCGUUGGUGUAAGUAGAAUGUCCUAGAAUGCCACCAAGAUUAUUUUACAACUCCGAGGAUAUCACCAUCAGCAAUCAGGAAAAAGAAUGGGUGGUGUGCAAGCACUUUGGAACAAUAUCCCAACUACGCUGAGGUUUAUGGGUAUUCAGGACAAAAACACAUGUGAUUGAGCAUAUCGUUUUCAUAGAAGUGAUUUCAUCCAAGAGAACAUACUCGUAUUAACUUUUUUUGUUGUUGUUUCCUUGGCAAUUCGAUUUUUAAAAAAUGAGUGAACCAACAAGUGGACAAUUCCAGGACCAGAUGGUUGAGCGGGUCAGGCCCUACAUUGACUUAAUAGACUACCUGAGAUCCAUUGGGAUAGAGAAGGACCUGCCCCUGCCAUCCAUUGCUGUGGUGGGAGACCAGAGUUCAGGAAAGAGCUCUGUGCUUGAGGCCCUAUCUGGGGUGGCACUGCCCAGAGGGAAUGGUAUUGUCACCAGGUGUCCACUGGAACUCAGACUCUGUUAUGUCAGCGGUGUGGCGUGGAAGGCUGUCAUCUCAUACAGAGACAAACGUAUUAAUAUUGGUGACCCCUCAGAAGUCGCGGGACACGUUAAAGAAGCCCAGAACGAGUUAGCAGGAGAGGGAGUGGGGAUAUGUGAUGAACUGAUCAGUUUGAAGAUCAUGUCCUCUUCAGUGUGUGACCUGACUCUGAUAGACUUACCUGGGAUCGCCAGGGUACCAGUACAAGGACAACCAGAAGACAUUGGAGCCCAAAUUAAACAUCUCAUUCUGAAAAUAUUAUCAAAACAAAAAACCAUUAACUUGGUGGUGGUGCCAUGCAAUGUUGACAUAGCAACAACAGAAGCUCUGAAAAUGGCCAAAGAAGUGGAUCCUGAAGGCACAAGAACUCUGGCCAUUCUGACGAAGCCAGACCUGAUUGACAAGGGAACAGAGAAGGACGUGUUGGACAUUGUUCGCAAUAAAAUCAUCCCUCUCAAUAUGGGCUACGUUAUUGUGAAAUGUCGUGGUCAGAAACAAAUUAACGAUGGCGUCACCAUAAAUGACGCCAUUGAGGAGGAGAGGGACUUCUUCGAAAAUCACGACGAAUUCAGCUCCCUCCUGGAUGAAGAAAGGGUAACCACCAAGUGCCUAGCCGCUAGACUCACCCAAACCCUGGUCAACCACAUCCAAAAAUCCAUGCCACAGAUGUCUGAUCAGAUAAAACAGCAGCUGUGGGUUUAUCAGACGGAAUUGACUAAGUAUGAGGGUGGUCCUCCCGUGGAUCCUGUAGGGAAGAGGAAGUACCUUAUUGAGGUGAUAAAACAGUUCAAUUACAAGAUUGAUCAGCUGUGCAGAGGGGAGUUGAAGAACGAUGAAAAUCUAUUCAUUAACAUGCAAAACAUAUUUGCAAAAUGGUUUGAAAAGCUUGGACACUCCAGGGCAGGUUACCACAAAAUGACCCAAGAUGUGGUCAAUGAAUUUGACCAGAAGCACAGAGGACGAGAACUUCCAGGUUUCAAUAACUACACUUUAUUUGAAAGUGUAGUUCAGAAACUGGUGGGGGAACUGAAACAUCCAGCUAUGGACACACUACAGAAAAUCAAAGAUCUGGUGCAGAAGCACUUUUUUGUUGUGUCCAAAAACAGCUUUGAGAAUUAUCCUUGCCUUCAGCGUUUUUCAAUGACCAACAUUGAUGACAUCCAGAAACAGCAGUUAACCACUGUGAUGGACAGGAUCGAGGAGCAGUUUGAGAUGGAGAUGCAGAUGUACACACAGGAUGAAAUCUUUGCCCGAACACUGACGCCAGCACAGAAGGAAACCCCAGGGGAAACCGACUGCUCAGGUUAUGACACCAGGAGCAAGUACCCUGAACUCCUCAAUUCAUACUUUGAGAUCGUGGUGCAGCGACUGGCGGACCAGGUGCCCAUGCUGAUCCGUUACUUCAUCCUGAAGGAGUCAGCCAGGAUCCUGUCCAGUGAGAUGCUGGGCCUGCUGAACAGAGAAGACUUGGACGAGAUGCUGAAGGAGGAAUCAGAGAUUGGCCGGAAACGUGAAGCCUUGAGGGAAAAAGUCAAGCGUCUUGGACUGGCCAAUAACAAGAUCAGUAGCCUCUGGGAUCAGAGUGGUUGACAUUGUGAUGUAACCAACAAGGGCUGAAUAACUGUCCCACAAUCAUUUUACCUGCAAUUAAUCAACAUACAGAAUAUUUGAAAAGAUGGACAUUUUAGUGCUGUUAAAUUUGGGAUUCAGAGCACUGAAAAUGAUAUGCCCAUUGUCACAGAACACAGCUAUACUCUCAAAAGCUCUGGCCUGUUAUACUAUCAUCACAUAUCCGCAAAAUAUUUAAUCUAAAAAUUGACAAAUGAAAGAUGUUAAGACUGAUUUGUCAGUUUUAAUCAUAUCAAAAACAUCGCUGAUGUACAGUAAGUAAACCUUGUAUCUCCAAAAUGUAAACAGCCGUACCAUUAAUGAUCAUACAAGCAACAAAACUUCAGAAGCUAUUUGAGUACAUACUGUGAAAAGGGACUACUUAUAAUUAAUGUAAACAUAUUGGGCAAAAAUUAGAGUCGCAGGGUUUUCUUUUUCGACAGCAACGAAUGGAAAUAAAUGUUGUAUCCCGUCCUUUUCUAAUUGGUCGAAGGGGCAUCAGCAUUGAGAAUAAUGUUAUGAUAGCAUCAUGUAUACUUGAUGCCUGUAAAUAACAACGGUGAAAAUGGACACACUUGUCUGGUUCCUCUUUGCAACUGGAAUGGUUUAGAUGUAUACAUUAGUUAUAUCUGCUGUUUUUUGUAUAUUCAAUUGUAUUCAGUUGAUUAUAAAACAGACCUAUUCCAGGGUGAUUUUAAGGAACAGAGGAGACUCUAGCAGAGCCUAAUAAUGUUGGGUGAACUGCAAUGAAAUAACAAUCGAUUAUUAGUCAAUUGGCUUUCGUUGUGGAAACAUAGUCGGGCUACUCUGCCGUAGUUGUGAUUUUUUUGGGUGUGUGUGUGUGUGUGUGGGGGGGGUCUGAAAUAUCAGGUAAUAUGCUCAUGUUUUGAAAUGGUCUGGAAUACUCAGUCCACAAAGGAUGCUCUGAUUGACUUGUAAAACAGGGAACUAACUAUAAGGGAAGUGGGUAAUACCUGAGAGAGGCUGGGUUGAUAGUGUGAUUUCCUGUCCAUUUAUUAUAGUAUGUGAAUGUGUAUAUAAAAAUUAGAUGUUGCUUCCAAAUGUAUUGUUUAUAUCAAUUGAAUAAAACACAUAAAUAGGC